CGCUCACUCGUCCUUGCUAUCUACGAAAGGUAUCUAAUAUCUUGCUGGAAAAAGAAAACGAAAAUGUCUUGUUUGUACAGUUUUCAGAUUAUUUCGUACCUGGCAUCUCUGUUACUCUUGAUAAGUUCGAGCGGGGUUAUUGAAGAAGUUUCGUCGCAUUCUGUAAACGACCGUCGCUGUACGCGUCGGGUUUGGAUCCAGAUUUCUUCUGCUUCGAUUGCGGUCGCUCAACACCCAGGAAUAUCUUAUGCCGAAACACGGGCGGCAACGAAUCCUGUAGAGAAACUUAUGGAAGCCCAAGAAACUCUUAACACUUUGCUCGAAAAUUACGAAAGAGCAACGACCGAUUGCACGUUUGCAGACGUCCCACGUGAGCUGCUGGAAACCAAGAAUAAAGAGCUCUUGUUAGAAAAAGCUGCGACCAAUGCACUAUUUGAUAAAUCGGCAUCUAUAGAAACAUGCAAAACAACAAAUCGGAUUGUGCGUGACUACUUGGGGGUGACAGGAAAAGGUUAGUAGACCAGCAUGCCAACACCGAACGGUUGUUAUGAUUCCUUGAGGGGACAGAUUUUGCGAAAUUCUGUGAAUAUGCACUUUUCAUUUUACCUAAUAAUUAUGUUUUGUUUUUCACAAGGUCCUUUGGUUGGGAUUGAGAAACGAAUCCAAUCGGGCCUCAAAUUUGUCGACGGGGAUUUCUUGGACGAUUAUGUAUCUGGUAAGUUCAUCCAUUACGAAAUUAUCACAAGGACAUCCUACUGUCACAUCCCUUUCACUCACCUGUGCUUGGAAUUGUUUUUAAAAUUUCCAAACUGUAAGAGUUGGAAGGAUUUUCCCAGGCUUAUAGUAAAGCAACUUCCUUGAG
Molecule: messenger RNA, 862 nt
Organism: Pseudo-nitzschia multistriata
Lineage: Eukaryota; Bacillariophyta; Bacillariophyceae; Bacillariales; Bacillariaceae
Source: the annotation of a GenBank genome assembly